GCAAAUCCAAGUCAAAACCUCGCGAGCCGCAUCGCCACCAAAUCUGACCACCCCCGGCCCCCGUGCGGCUCACGACAGCAUCACAUUCUCCUCCCGUCGACGCCGCCGCCGCCGCCGCCGCUCGCCACGGAUCACCACCAUGUCCCCGCUUCCGCGCCGCUUCGCCUCCGUCAGACACAUCUGCUCCAGCUCCGCCUCCGAGCUCGCCCCGGUACCGACCGCCGUCUCUGACACCGCCUCCCGCGCGGCAGCCGCCGUGCUCCGCGCCCCGCGCUUCGAGCCCCGCCUCCUGUCGCUCGUCCCAUGCCAACUGCUCUUCGAGCCGAGCUGCGUCCGCCAAACCCUCUCCCGCCUCCUCCCCUCCCCUGAACCCUCGCUCCGUUUUCUCCUCUUCCUCGCCUCCCACCUUCCCGCCCCCGCUGACGCCCCUGCCCCUUCGCCUCACCUCCCCGGGAUCGACGCCUUCCUCCUCAGCCUCCAGCCACAUCUCGCAGCCGAUGCCGCCGCGCUGCUAGCCUCCCACCUCGGCCUCCACCCUUCCCUGCCCGCACUCAACGCGGCAUCCCGUGCCGCUCUCCGGGCCGCGCGUCCCGACCUCGUCUUCCGCCUCUUUUCCACCUUCUCCUCCUCCCCUGCCUUCCCAGGCAACGCGGGCACCGUCGCCUGCCUCGUGCGCGCCUGUGCAGCCGACUGCCGCCCGCUCGACGGCCUCCGCCUCCUCCGAGAUGCUGCACGACGUGGCUCCCCUCCCUCAUCUGCUGCUGCCGCCGACCUUGUCACGUCCUUUGUGGCCAUCGGCAACUUCGCAAAGGUGUCUGAGACGCUCCACCUCAUGAUCUCUGCGGGAUGUCCUCCAGCUACGUUUGUCUACCAGCGUGUCAUACAUGGGCUCUUUGCGCAUGGGAUGGGUGGCGAGGCCCUUCGUGUCUUCAGUGAGAUCAAGCUGCGUGGUUAUGCCAUAGAUGUAGUCACUUACAACACAGCACUCACUGGUUUAUGUAAAAUGGGCCACAUUGCCGAUGCGCGGCAGAUGUGGGAUGAGAUGGUGGACAAAGGUAUACAGCCCAGUGAGUAUGCAUAUUGCUCUUUUCUCGAUUACUACUGUGAAGCUGGUGAUUUUGGGAUGGCUCUCAAGGUGUAUGAAGAAAUGCUUGACAAGGGAUUCAAGGAGAGCACAGUUAGCUGUAACAUUAUCGCCAAAGGGUUUUGUGUUCAUAGGAGGGUGGACGAAGCAGUUGGGGUGUUUGAGGGAAUGGUUACAAAAGGGAUUGAACAUGAUGUGAUCACUUAUAACACGUUGAUUCAGGGCCUAUGCAAGGUUGGUAGGUUGGCUGAGGCGAUAGGGAUGUAUCAGCGGCUACUCUCAUCUGGUUUGGAGCCAAGUGUGCAGACCUUCACACCACUCAUUGACACCUUGUGCAAGGAAGGGCAGGUCGAUCAUGCUGUUGAAUUACUUACCUUGAUGCAGGCUAAGGGCUUGGAACCGUUGGAACGUAGCAAUGAUAGUGUCAUCAAUGGGUUCUGUAAGGUCAGGCGGGCUGAUGAUGGUAUGGCAUGGUUGGCUAGCAUGUUGAAGAACAAUCUGAAACCUCGGGAACAGACGUUCAAUUCUUUGCUGGAGUCUCUGAGCAAAUCCGAGCGAAUGGAUGACGCACUGCUGAUUCUGAAUACAAUGUUUAAAGCUGGAUAUGAAUUAGGCAGUUUGGCUUCUGCUAUACUUGUUGAUAAGUUAUGCACAGGCAUUGUAUCUUAUCCUCAAAAGUUGGAGGAUAUUUUGGUGAGCAGCUAGUGGCAUUUGGAUGCCCUGCAAAUCGUACAAAUGUUCAUUUGUUUCUCCCUUGAUUGAUGUCUUUGAGAAAUGUUUUUAUUGGUGUUGUUCAAAAGGCUACACAAAUGACUUAUGUAGAAAUUCAGAACCCUGAUGACCAAGAACUUGACUUUUGAGGUUCAUAUUCAGAUUAUAACUUGGCCUCCAACCAUUCCAGUAAAUCUUGGAGAGACAGAAAUGUGCAACGGCAACGGCUGUGAGUAACAGCUCUGAGAGGUUGUGACAGCAGUGAGCAGCGUUGAUGGCUAACAUUCUUCUUUGGCCCUGUAAUAAUCCAAAUGCCUGUGAUCGUGGGGAUCUAUUGAACAGCACUGUAGUACCUUCUUCAGGAACUGCAAUGGGCACUUCAGGAUGGCCAUAGAGCUCUCUGAACACAAGCUUUGUGGCCCUUACAUCACCAUUCUCUGCAUCUCCAUUCCCAGGUGUACAUUGUGCUUUGGCCCUGUAAUAACCCCUUCUAUUUUCUGUCUAUUUUGAAUAUUCACAUCUUAACAAUAGACUAAAUCAACCCAUGUCUCGUCCUUCCUGUAUUUCGUUUGAGCAAAUGGAUUCAAGAUAAUUUUAACUGUUGUCAAGAGAACUACGACGUCCAUAUGUAGGAAUGUGAAGAGGAAUGACUGUUAAUGUCUUCUUUGGUUUA
Triticum urartu is the source of this 2468-nucleotide messenger RNA. RefSeq lists its product as uncharacterized. Lineage: Eukaryota; Viridiplantae; Streptophyta; Magnoliopsida; Poales; Poaceae. The record is from RefSeq and is a predicted model, not a curated record. Gene Ontology annotation, molecular function: mRNA binding; protein binding.